AUGCCGCGAGCCGUGUCGAACAAGAUCACAUCGGCCCAUACGCAGGCCGUGGCCGCCCGCACGCAGCAGAAUAGCAGUGCGACGACCAAGAAUCCGAUCUUUAAUACAGAAAAAUUCGGUCAGCAUAUCCUGAAAAACCCGCUGGUAGCACAGGGCAUCGUGGACAAGGCGAGUUUGAAGCCGACCGAUGUAGUGCUCGAAGUCGGUCCAGGUACGGGAAAUCUGACCGUGCGCAUACUGGAUCAGGCCAAACGUGUGGUGGUGGUCGAGAUGGAUCCGCGUAUGGGAGCUGAGCUGACCAAGCGUGUGCAGGGCAAGCCCGAGCAGCGCAAGUUGGAGGUCGUGCUGGGCGACGUGAUCAAGACGCCGUUGCCGUACUUUGACGUGGUGAUCAGCAAUACACCGUACCAAAUCUCUUCGCCAUUGGUAUUCAAGUUGCUCUCGCAUCGCCCGCUCUUCCGGUGUGCGAUUCUCAUGUUUCAGCGCGAGUUUGCGAUGCGACUCGUAGCACGGCCAGGCUCGCCGCUGUGGGGACGUUUGUCGGCCAAUGUCCAGCUGUAUGCCAAGGUGGACCAUAUCAUGAAAGUGGCGCGUGGCUCGUUUCGCCCGCCGCCGCAAGUCGACAGCUCCGUCGUGCGCAUCGUGCCACUGAAUCCGCCGCCGCCGAUCCGCUUCGAAGAGUUUGACGGCCUCACGCGCAUUGUCUUUUCGCGGCGCAACAAGGUGCUCCGGGCCUGCUUUUUUGGCGCACGUGGCGUUCUCGAGAUGAUGGAAGCCAACUGGAAAACGUACUGCGCCGAGCACCACCUGUCGACGGCCGGCGUCUCGUUCCCUGACAAGGUCGAUGGUGUGCUGGACCGUCUGCAGAUGAGCGAGGCACGCGCGUCCAAGCUCGAUGUCGACGAGCUGCUGCAGCUUCUGGCCGCCUUCCAUGAUGAAGGUAUCCAUUUCUAG
Molecule: messenger RNA, 954 nt
Organism: Malassezia restricta
Lineage: Eukaryota; Fungi; Basidiomycota; Malasseziomycetes; Malasseziales; Malasseziaceae
Product: 18S rRNA (adenine1779-N6/adenine1780-N6)-dimethyltransferase
Exons: 1
Coding region: 1-954 (317 amino acids)
Biological process (GO): rRNA methylation
Cellular component (GO): mitochondrial matrix
Molecular function (GO): rRNA (adenine-N6,N6-)-dimethyltransferase activity
Source: RefSeq, a predicted model, not a curated record